Messenger RNA from Metschnikowia bicuspidata var. bicuspidata NRRL YB-4993, 549 nucleotides. RefSeq names its product protein retreival receptor. The record is from RefSeq and is a predicted model, not a curated record. Gene Ontology annotation, cellular component: Golgi membrane. Gene Ontology annotation, biological process: protein retention in ER lumen; retrograde vesicle-mediated transport, Golgi to endoplasmic reticulum. Lineage: Eukaryota; Fungi; Ascomycota; Pichiomycetes; Serinales; Metschnikowiaceae. The transcript has a single exon. Bases 1 to 549 code for a protein of 182 amino acids.
AUGUUCGACUUUACAAACAACCCAAUCAUUACCAAUUUCCUGAGAUUGCGCUUGACAUGCCAGAAGCUCGUUGAUCAGAGCGUUCCAUAUACAGCUCGUCGGUGGACAGCAUUUACUUUCCUCCUUCUUGUGUUCGUUGGUCGAAUCUUGUUCGCCCAGGGAUGGUACAUCAUUUGCUACACAUUGGCAAUUUAUCUCCUCAACUUAUUCCUCCAGUUCUUGACUCCAAAAUUUGACCCUUCAUUAGAACAGGAACUGAAGUCAUCCACACUCGAGGAAGGAGGCGACGACAAAGUUGAUUUAGACGAGGAAUUCCGUCCAUUUAUACGGAGAUUGCCCGAGUUCAAAUUAUGGCUCCACGGGACAACAGCCACGGCCAUCCUGCUAAUAGUAUCCUUCAUUCCAAUAUUUGACAUUCCCGUCUUUUGGCCUAUUCUUCUAAUGUACUUUAUUGUGUUGUUUACGCUAACUAUGAGAAAACAAAUUCAACAUAUGAUGAAAUACAAAUAUCUACCAUUUGAUAUUGGAAAAACUAAAUAUGGCCACUAG